AUGAUCGUACGAUUCCAGACGGUCGCCUUCCUGCUGGCCGUUAUUUCAUCUGCAAACGGCCUGCAGUCUUCAGAUAUCCCACCUGAUACGCCGGUCUCCUCGCUGCUAUCCUCUGCAAAGACCCAUCUUGCCAGCGGCUCCCCCGAAGAUGCGCUCCUCUACUUCAACGCCGCCAUCGACAAGGAUCCCUCGAACUACCUGUCCAUCUUCCAGCGCGGAGCUGCCUAUCUAUCCCUGGGAAGACACGCUCGCGCCGCAGAUGAUUUUAACAAGGUUCUCAAGCUUAAGCCAGGCUUCGAGGGGGCACUCUUGCAGCGUGGAAAGCUGCGGAUGAGAUCUGGCAACUGGACCGGGGCUAAGGAAGACCUCCAGGCUGCAGGCAAGCCAGGUGAGGGCGACCUCGCUCAGCUGCAUGAGGCUCAUGUUGCUGCAGUGGCUGCGGAGGAGGCAGAAAAGAAGCAGGACUGGGAAACAUGCGUGGCUCAAUCGAAUAUCGCCAUUACGAAGGCCAUGGGCUCCUCCGAGCUUCGACGGAUGCGAGGAAAUUGCCAUUUCGAGAGAGGAGACAUCCAGGAGGGGAUCAACGACCUUACUAGGCUGACGCAGCUUUCUCCAAACAACGUUGACCCUCAUCUCCAAGUUUCAGCGAUGCUCUUUUACUCUCUAGCGGACACCGAACGCGGACUAGACCAGAUUCGAAAGUGUCUUCACUCCGAUCCUGACUCCAAGAUUUGCAGCCGUUUGUUCAGAGGAGAAAAGAGGAAUUCCAAGCAACUUAAGAACCUCGACAAGUUGUUGGAAACACGGAAAUUCCACAAGGCCGCUGAGCUCCUGGUAGGGACCAAGGGCGAAACUGGACUGCUGGAGGACAUUCAGCAAGACGUCAAGUCUGCCCAGGAAGAUGGGUAUAUUCAUCCCAAGGCUCCCAACAAUCUCUAUCAUUCCUUGGUGGAGAAGACGUGUGAGACAUAUAGAGCUAUGAAUUCCAAGCGAAAAGCGCGGCCAUACUGUAGCCAGUGUCUUGAAUUCAACCCUUCAUCACUCCAUGGCCUCCUGUCCAAGGCGGAAGAACAAAUAGACGCCGAGCAAUACGAAGCUGCCACCCAGACGCUGAAAACUGCGGAUGAGCACCACUCCGGCUCUCAGGAGAUUCAUACGCUCAUGCAAAAGGCACAAACACUACUGAAACGAUCGAAACAAAAGGAUUAUUACAAGGUUCUGGGGGUUGACCGUGAGGCAGAUGAGGCUACAAUUAAACGGGCUUACCGCCAGCUCACAAAGAAAUUCCACCCCGACAAGGCACGCAGCCAGGGAAUACCCAAGGAGGAAGCUGAGAAGAAAAUGGCGAGCAUCAACGAAGCCUACGAAGUUCUCUCUGACCCCGAGUUAAGGCGGCGAUUUGACCAUGGUGAUGACCCUAAUGACCCCCACGGGGGCCAGCCACACUUCAACCCCUUUGCUGGCGGACACGGAGGGUCUCCAUUCUUCUUCCAACAGGGUGCUGGAAACCACCAUUUCAAGUUUACACAAGGAGGCUUCGACUUCCAAGGAGGCUUCCCCUUCUAA
Messenger RNA from Trichophyton rubrum CBS 118892, 1566 nucleotides. RefSeq lists its product as uncharacterized. Gene Ontology annotation, cellular component: endoplasmic reticulum. NCBI's taxonomy places the organism in Eukaryota, Fungi, Ascomycota, Eurotiomycetes, Onygenales, Arthrodermataceae. The transcript is spliced from 2 exons. Gene Ontology annotation, biological process: protein folding in endoplasmic reticulum. Gene Ontology annotation, molecular function: protein-folding chaperone binding; misfolded protein binding. The coding region runs from base 1 to 1566 and encodes 521 amino acids. The record is from RefSeq and is a predicted model, not a curated record.